UUUUGUUGGCUGUUUCCAUGGCAGCAGAGUCCUGGCAGGGUGAGCGGUGUGAUAGACGUCAGGUGGAUGUAUAGCAGAGAUCUCUGUGUCACCGCCUCUUGCGCCUGAAAUACUCAGGUGCUCACGAUGCUGGCGGCCAGGACUCUACGUGACGCCAAGAGCAUCACCCAGAGAGAUGAACUCCUAAGGAUGGCCGAGAUGGAUAUAAAACGGCAGCAUUAUCUCCGGUUCUUACAUGAAUGGAAAGAGGAUUCCCGAGGGGUCAGCGCUGCCCGAAUUCAGAGACACCACAACACCCAGAGGGCACAGGAGCUCCAGAUGGCAAAUAAGGAACUAAUAAUGGUCCGCAGGGCGGCGUUGCGAUGCCUUCUUGAGGAUGAACACUUACAGUACCAGGCGGAGCUGCAUCGGAUGGGGAAGGCUUUCUAUGUGGACAGACUGUGAUUCCUCCUGUCAGUAGAACAUUAGUUACAGGGGGUGGCGGUGAUAUUUGUGCCAAUCUACAGCUGUAUAUACAUAAUAAAUAAUGACAUCACA
This is a messenger RNA of Hyla sarda, 537 nucleotides long. RefSeq names its product cilia and flagella associated protein 141 (gene CFAP141). The coding region runs from base 127 to 444 and encodes 105 amino acids. The transcript has 4 exons. The record is from RefSeq and is a predicted model, not a curated record. NCBI's taxonomy places the organism in Eukaryota, Metazoa, Chordata, Amphibia, Anura, Hylidae.